Messenger RNA from Hemiscyllium ocellatum (epaulette shark), 1430 nucleotides. Its product is annotated as endothelial cell-specific chemotaxis regulator-like. Bases 131 to 658 code for a protein of 175 amino acids. The record is from RefSeq and is a predicted model, not a curated record. Lineage: Eukaryota; Metazoa; Chordata; Chondrichthyes; Orectolobiformes; Hemiscylliidae. The transcript has 8 exons.
CAGGUUGCAGAGAUUUCCUGCUGUUUAUCAGAGGAAAUUCUGAAAUAGCCAGCAGUGUUUAUUCCCUGGUGCUGGUUAAAACCUUUUCCAUGGAAUCGGAGCAAAGACCCCUGGAUAAGGACGGAGCAAUAUGAGGUCUCCACUUGGAGCUGCUCUUUUGCUACAUCUUUUUUGCCACAGUUUUGCCGGAGGAAGCCUCAGUCCAUCAGUGACACCAGCAAGUUCAGAGUUUCCAUCCUCCAUCAGUUCCACAUCCACCUUGAAGAAGACCAGGAUACCUUUGGAUUCCACAGCCCAUUCUGUACCUGGUACACCCACAGCUGGACCGCCUCCAUCUUCCUGGAAUGAGUCAAGCUCAAGCAGAGCUCCAUUUGGGAGUUCUUCCACAGCUAAAAACCUUCUUCUGGUACUACUCCUUGUCAUUGCAAUGCUGGUUCUGAUUGGUCUCAUUGUUCUGCGAUUCAAAUGCAGAAAUUAUCGAAAGCAAAAGCGAGAGGCAAAAGACAUCACUUCGCAGCAAUCCACUGCGGUUCGAGACCAGGUGACCCUCAUCUCUGUACGGAUGACUGAUACUGAUGCAGGUAAAGGAACGUUCUGGAAAGAUAAUGUUGCGGAAAAUGGAAAGGUCGAGGAUUGUGCUCAGAUCCACAAUCAAUAACGAAUUUCUCUAGACUGACCGUGGUUAUACACAGGACAAUCAAAUCACAUCCACACAUGGCCACUUGAAGGAGCUUCAUUCCAAAUCGGGAACUUGAAAUGAAUCUUUGAAACCACGUGAUGUUUAAUUGAUUUAUUACAACAACGCUCAACAGAAUUUUGAUUGUGAUAUUGUUGAGUUACCCACAAAAAUCAUCCCAAUUUCAGAGCAUUUACAGAAAUCUCAGAGUUAACCAUGACUGACAGGACUGCUGAUGUAUUUUGGAGCACAGACCCUUACAGGUCUGUAUUAAACACUCAUCGAGCAGCAAUUAUUUCCUUCUUAGGCACUAAGUGAUGAGUCUUGUCCUAAUUCUGAUAAUUGAAUUUAUUGUGUUAGCAAUUGCCUGGAGUUAUUUCCAGUUGAAUCUUGUCCAGUGUUCCUGCUGAUGCAUUGCUAACAAUCAUAUUCUUCUAACCUUCAUUAGAUUAAGUAUAGUACCCUGAAACAGGCCAUUCAGCCCAACUGUUUUAUGCAGCUGUUGAGUUAUUGAACAGAUCUGAGAAGGGCACUAUAUCCAUACCCAGGCAGCUGGAUGGCAUCACAGCAUGUGAUACUCCAACAGAAAGAACUCUCUGUAUGUUCAAUUGGUAAUCAACCAGUCAGCUGUGAAUAAAAUAUUAUAGUAACCUACAAAAGUGUAUGACUCAGACUUCUCAGACAUAAGUCUGAAAAGUAUUUGAGCCUAGAUUGUUAGUUGUUAAUAAACUUCCAGAUACCUGAUUCACCAUGA